CGACAGUGCGGAGCACUUGCACUGACAGCAGAAACAGUUCAAUUGACCCACAUCAUCAGCUCUUCACAUACAUUGAUGCCACACAGUUUAGUGGGAAAGCACACAACGGAAAGCACACAAUGGAAAGCACACCGUGUAAUUGUGAAAAAGUCGUGUGUUUAUCAACAUCGUAAGGGGAGACACAGGCAGCGAGCAAAAUUGCAACUAUCCGAUCUCUCUUUCUCUGAAACACCGUAGUUUGGGGCUCAGUUGAUUGGCAAGCCGUUUUCUCUCACAGUUGAGCCAAUGUCGAGCGUAUCGAUUGCCGAAGAGGACGGAGAAACCAGGGCUUCAUUCACUGGACGCUCUUCGUCGCUAGCAGAAAGAAUUGGCGGUGAGCCGGAGCCGCAGAGCUCUCCAUUGCUAUCAUCAACGCCUGUGACAGUUUCCAGAGUGUUGGUUCGUGCAUAUCCGUACUUGAUCAUUGCUGAUAAGGUGCUCAGUGUGUUGACCUGGACCGGUGACGAUGUGUGGGUGAGUACGUUGGUAUUGGCCGUGUAUGCCGCGCUGGUUCUGUACUUUGAGUCUGUUGUGACGUUCUUUGGACACAUCUCCAUUGUGGCGUUGUUGGUUGGAUACUCCUUCAUGGACAAAUGCGUGGAACAACAGAUCAACGAAAAGCCUACUUUGGAUGACAUUGUGCAUCUGCUUACGAGUCUGAACGUGAAGGCAGAUCUGUUUUUGAAUCCAAUAACGUCUUUGGCGUUGACCUCAUACGAUAUCAAGAGAAUCUUGUUCACGACCAUAUUUCUAUCCCCGUUGUAUGUCAUUCUGACAUUCUUCAUCUUCACACCACGGUCUUUCCUCCUAACUUUUGGACUCUAUGUUCUGUCGUACCAUUCCUCGUUCUCGAGAGUCACACGAAAGAUGCUCUGGAAAUUCAGAAUGGUUAGAUUGUUGUCAUUCUACUUGACAGGUUUGGACUUUGGAGGCAUAAACAUCAACAAGGACUCGGGCAUCUUUGCCGCUGUCAAGCGUGUCAAUGAAAAGGUCGGAAUCCAAAACAAAGAUGGCAAGCCAAUACUGUUCACAUAUGUGCUCUAUGAGAACCAACGUCGUUGGUUGGGUAUUGGCUGGACGGCAAACCUCUUGAGUUAUGAACGUACUGCUUGGACAGAUGAGUUCUUGAACGAGUCCUCUCCUACUGAUAAAUUCACACUACCGGAGACCGAAGAAGGCUCUGGUCUAGCUUGGAGAUGGGUUGACAAGACUUGGAGAUUGGAUCUUACGAAUGAUGGUGCUAUUCAACUUCCUUCUUCUAAACCAAAGACCACAGCAAAUCCAAAUUCAGACGAUGGUUACAUCUAUUACGAUAACACUUGGAAGAAACCGUCCACAGAGGAUUCAUUUUCCAAAUACACACGUCGCAGACGCUGGAUACGUACUGCCGAGAUGGUUCCAGUGAAUGCUCCACCUUCAACCUCAAAAGCUUCAGUGGAUCGUGUUACAACGCCACAUGAACCUACACCUGUGAUUGAGGUUUCCAAUAUUAAGGCCUCAGGCUCCACGUCAACGUCAGUUUCUAAGGAAAAUACACCAUUGAAACGUAAGAGCAUAAGGUUUGAUGACACACCAAAGGUUCUUGAAGCAGUGUUACAACAACAGGAAAAGCGUAAAGUAUCAUUUGGAGAACAUAACGUAAUCGUUGAAACCCCAACAGAGAAUACAAAAGUGGAGGAUAAGCCGGCAGAUGAAACCGAAAUUGAGAUGGACCAUGAAAAGAUUGAUUAACAAUAACCAAUAUACAGCAUACAGAACUACAUAUCUUGCUACGAUGAUGACCUGCUCUCCUUUUGCUUAAAAAAAGAGGGUCUAUUCUCUCCAAAUAUGCUUUUGUACAUUAUGACAUUUGAACAUGAAACCACCGGAAAAGAAAAUUACACCAAACAGUAGAAUAAAACUUUUAAAUCAUAUCAAUUAGAUUUGAGUAACCUCCAAAGUGGAUGGAAGAGCUUGUUGCAACUUCUUAGCCUUGUCCUCAUCGGCAACAAUCAAGGUGUACAAGUGUCUAGAACCUCUAACUUUGAACUUGGUUUGCUUGGAAACCUUACCGGCAGCGUUGAUCUUCUUGUUGACCUUGAUGGAAGCAGACUUAACGUCAGCUCUUCUG
This is a messenger RNA of Williopsis jadinii, 2149 nucleotides long. Its product is annotated as PEX28-32 family peroxisomal membrane protein. The record is from RefSeq and is a predicted model, not a curated record. NCBI's taxonomy places the organism in Eukaryota, Fungi, Ascomycota, Saccharomycetes, Phaffomycetales, Wickerhamomycetaceae. Gene Ontology annotation, cellular component: peroxisomal membrane. Bases 286 to 1770 code for a protein of 494 amino acids. Gene Ontology annotation, biological process: peroxisome organization. The transcript has a single exon.